This is a messenger RNA of Thermothelomyces thermophilus ATCC 42464, 1632 nucleotides long. RefSeq lists its product as uncharacterized. NCBI's taxonomy places the organism in Eukaryota, Fungi, Ascomycota, Sordariomycetes, Sordariales, Chaetomiaceae. The transcript has a single exon. The record is from RefSeq and is a predicted model, not a curated record. Bases 278 to 1498 code for a protein of 406 amino acids.
GGGAGUCACAUGACCUGUAGCUCUAUGAGCAAUUCACUACGUCAACCCAAUUGCCCAACCGGCCCACUUCUGGUCGAGCGGGAUCUUGAGUGCGUGACCCACAACCGCAAACAUCCGACUCCCGUUGUUUGCAGUGCGGCAACGCAAGCACACCCUCUCCCUCCAUAGUAACCAGGGGAUCAAACCGGCCAUUGGGUUACCCUAUCCAUCGCUACGAGAUCCUCCAUGGUAGAACGACUCGAGUUGGCCAAUUUAUCACCCAUUCAAAGGUUUCAAGAUGCAGAAGACCAGAGCGCUCGGGUCCCUCAAAGACCUCUUCCCACGCCUGCACCAGCCGCUGCCGCUGGACAAGCGCGAGUCCCAGCGGCUUCUCGACACCAUUAAGGCCUCGUUCCGCAAACAGCUCGAUGAAGAGCACGGCUGGACCGCGUCGGAUUCCGGAAAGGACUCGCCGCGCUUGAAGCUCGCCACCGUUCAUUCCCGUACAGGAACUGUCCCGUCGACAGCACCCGCCCGGCCAACCGAUAGGCACAUGCGCGCCAUUCUCGACAACCCGCUUUUCACUCGUGUCGAGGUGCCGAAGCGCAAAGAGGAGUCCGCCAACAGCCUAGACGCACACAAGGCGGUCUUUCGAAAGGCUGUCUCGAGAGGACUCGUGACCCUAAACACGGCACAGGGCUUCCUUAUGCACAUCGAGUCUGUGGCAUUCCGGCUAAGGCCGGAAAAUACCGCGGCAGAUGGUCCGUGGCUGAGGAAUCAAUUGCAAGAUACUGGAGCCGGUCUGCUUGUCUUGCAAUGGCUGCGAUCAUCAGGCCAAGAGCGGGACCUCAAGUUCCUCACCAACGCCAAUUUCACCAACAUUCUCGCCCGCUUCCUAGUUGCUGAGGGCCUCGAUGAUGUUGUUUUGAUGUGGUUCGAACGGUUGCUGAAACCCGGCUCGGAGCGAACCGAGCCAGAAUUCCAAACCGCCAAAAAUCUGCUUGGCCGUCUCGUAUACGCCAAACAAGCUCGUAACUUGGAAUCGGCGUAUACGACCAUCCUCAAAGCGGCUGCCAUAGCCGAGGAGAAAAGUUGUCCGCCAGCCGUCGUGAAGUAUGCUUGGUGCAUAUUGGCCAACGAGACCUCGAUGCACCAUGACAAGCAAACCAUGCCGCCCGCGCACAUCUACGACGCGUUCGUCGCCUUGGGGCGCAAGCUUAAUCCAGGCGCGCAGUUUAUGGCUCAGCUCAGUCUGCGCCAUCCAGUUGAGCCAACCUCGGGACCCGCUGUUGAAUUCUUGCAGAGCAAGGGCGCUUGGCGGGUGAACGAUGCCCAAAAUCCAGUCACCCUUCGAUACCUUCGUCACGUCCAUCGCUUAGCUGUCGACACUGCUCAAUACCUUACGCAGACCAAUCAGGCCGAGGAAGCAUCGCGUCUAUUCAACUUUGUAAGAGAGAAAAUUAGUAUGUUCACGGACCCGAAUGAACUCGAUCUGGUCGGAGAUCUCGAGCCGGCCUGAGCGCGUCCUCGACAACAACCAAGCAUUGUCCCCCAGACAGUGCUGUCAUCAAACAUUCCACCACCCCCGCUCACCAACACCUCGAUUUACCCUCGGUGAGCUGACGACAGGCCGCCAAAAGUCGUCCAUUGUGC